Naegleria fowleri is the source of this 1413-nucleotide messenger RNA. RefSeq lists its product as uncharacterized. Gene Ontology annotation, molecular function: protein binding. The coding region runs from base 1 to 1413 and encodes 470 amino acids. The transcript is spliced from 2 exons. The record is from RefSeq and is a predicted model, not a curated record. NCBI's taxonomy places the organism in Eukaryota, Heterolobosea, Eutetramitea, Acrasida, Naegleriidae.
AUGAUUGAAUUUGAUGACUCUCUCAACGUCUCGGCUAUCGAAGAGACUACAAGCAGCAACAACAACAACAACCUGUCAAAUAUAUGGUCCGAAACUAUCAAUAACAAUAAUACUAAUAACAACUCAACACAGGAUGUUGUUCUUCUUCAUAGUGAGGAUUUUCUUGAGCUCUAUCUACAAAAAUGUUCCGAUUACUCCAUCCAAAAACCAUGUUCUCGUUUGAUUAAGGAGUAUUCAAAACUGAAGGAAAAAGGAAAACGAAUGAGACAUUUGAUAUUGAAUGGAAAUUGUGUUUCAAUGUUUGAAAAUCGGCUUCAAAAUUUGGAUGUUUUUUCCAUUUGUGAUACUCUUGAAAUUCUUAAUACAUCUUUUAUUGUGAGUUGCGAUCUGUCUUACAAUAACAUUGGCGACAGCGGAGCAAAUGCAAUUUCAAGAAUGCUAAAAAUCAAUACUUCAAUUCAACAUCUUUCUGUAAAAUCAAAUGCUAUCUCUGAACGAGGAGCAUCCGAUAUUGCUGAUGCUCUCAAAGAAAAUCACUCACUUAAAUCGUUUGAUUUUAGCUAUAACUCGAUUGAGGACAAAGGUGGAUUGAAAAUGGCAGAAAUGCUAAAGGAAAAUUCAACGCUGAAAUAUCUGAAUUUAAAUGCUUGCGAUUUGAAAACAUCCUCAAUAACAUUGCUUGCCAUUGUCGUAAGAGCACAUCCUAGCCUAAGAGAACUUAGAAUUGCAAAAACUGUCAUGAACUCCAAAAAAGAGGAAACUGUUGUACAUUUAUCCGAGAUGUUUAAGGUGAAUGAGAUACUUCGCUCUCUCGAUUUGAGCUUUCAAUCCUUAAGUGACAGUGGCGUAACGGUUUUCUUUCAGGGAAUUAUGAUGUGCAGAACAUUGACACAUCUUCGACUCAGCGCUAAUUGUAUCACCCUAAGCACAGACAUUAUUUCUCGUUUUUUGGAAAAUCCAAAUUGUGCUCUUCAACUGUUGGACUUGUCAGCGAACAGAAUAGACAGUGAUGGAGGUAAACAAAUUGCAAGAAGCUUGAUCAAAAACAAAACGCUUAUUCAUCUCGAUCUUUCGAACAACAACAUUGGAGAUGAUAGUUUAACAUUCUUGUCAAAAACUUUGCUCAGUAAGAAUGAUGUCCUCAAAAAACUCAUGAUUGCCGACAACAAAUUCUCACAACCCUCCAUUCAAGCUUUUCAUGACCUCACAAAGGAACGAUUUGAUAUUGAGAUUGAUGUCUAUACAUACAAGACCGAUCAAACCUAUUAUUGGACUCGUAAAACCACACCACUCAAAUACGAACACAAUGUCGACACUAAGGAGGAGCAAGUUGCCGAAAUUGAACAGCUCCUUGUUUCUUGCUUUGCUGACAAUGUCAAUCCAAUGACCAACCUGGACAGGAUUGUUCGUUGA